This is a messenger RNA of Clupea harengus (Atlantic herring), 2576 nucleotides long. RefSeq names its product macrophage expressed 1, tandem duplicate 1 (gene mpeg1.1). Gene Ontology annotation, biological process: defense response to bacterium. Lineage: Eukaryota; Metazoa; Chordata; Actinopteri; Clupeiformes; Clupeidae. The record is from RefSeq and is a predicted model, not a curated record.
UAUAACUUGCCCCGACUUGUGUGCUUAGUCAUUUCAGGACACCAUGGCUCUCCAACUAGUCCUUUGCCUUGUCCUCUCUCUCAGUAGAUACAUUAGCUCUCAUCCACUCUCUCGCCAAAGCAAUGGGCUUCGCGACUGUCGGAAAACCGUAACGAUCCCGGCUCUAGAGGUGUUGCCUGGUGGAGGCUGGGACAACCUCCGUAAUUUGGACAUGGGAAGAGUGAUGAACUUCAGUUAUUCCCAAUGCCAAACCUCAGAGGACGGAGUCUAUCUCAUCCCCGAUGAAGUGUUCGUUAUCCCACAGAAGGUCGGUGGUGUGGAGACCAAUUCGGAUAUCAUCUCCUCAUGGCUCGACCAACACAGUUCCACCUCCCAGUCGAUCAACACAGGUGCCUCUUUUUUCUCCGUCCUCAACGCAAAGUUCUCCUCAGAGAAUCAACGAAUGAAAACACAUCAGGUCAAAGACACUGCUGUUACUGCCCGUAUACAGGUGCGGAACCAUCUCUACACGGUGAAGGUGUAUCCAGACUUCACCCUGGACUCCCGAUUCGCCCAUCAGGCUGAGGAAAUUGCCGAUGCUAUAGAAAACAAUGAUACUCGGCAAGCAGCUUACCUGUCAGAGAAGCUAGUCCUUGACUACGGCACUCACGUGAUAACCACAGUUGAAGCCGGCGCUUCUUUGGUGCAGGAGGACUAUCUCAAGGCCUCUUAUGUUGCCAAUAGUGACACUUCACGGUCCACUGUGAGCGCUUCAGCCGGAUUGAACUUUUUCAAUAAAGUUAGCUUUAACAUUGACGGCAAAGGCUCCCAUGAAACGUCAGAAACUCGCAGUUAUGAGGGAAACUUGACGUAUUCUCUGACCCUGAGCCACGGUGGGGCUUUGUUCUACCCUGGCAUCACUUUGCAAAAAUGGCAAGAAAGCACCCUCAACAAUCUGGUAGCUAUAGACCGUGCGGGAAUGCCACUGCAUUACUUUCUUACCAAGGCAGCGUUUCCUGACCUUCCUGAACCAACCAUUCGCAAGCUGGCAACAUCAGUGCGUCAAGCUGUAGAGCGCUACUACUCCAUCAACACACGCCCAGGGUGUGUCAAGCCAGACUCUCAGAAUUUCAAUUUCCAGGCCAAUGUAGAUGAUAGUAGUUGUGAAGGCCCAGCAACUAACCUGAGCUUUGGCGGCGUCUAUCAGCAGUGCACCAAACUCACACCAUAUGCAGAUCCGAUUUGUGAUGCACAAGCUCAGAAAAACCCAGGCACUGGGGAUUACUCCUGUCCCGAGCCCUUCACACCAACCCUUUUACGAUCUGAGGUGGUGGAGGAGGGAUAUAGUCGUUAUGAAUGCCAUCGGCAGUGCCAUCGCUGUUGGUUAGUUGCAACAUGCUGCAAAGAUUUGUGUGGCGACUCCUAUUAUGUCAGACGUGCCAAAGUUGAUACAUACUGGUGCUCUACAAGCAAAGAAACAAAAACGGAUUCUGGGUAUCUCUUUGGGGGUCUCUACAGCCCAUUGUUACAGAAUCCUUUAACCAAAUCUAAAAGCUGCCCUCCCAACUACAUCCCUCUUAAACUGCUCGCCAAUGGACUGAUGGUGUGCCUGAGUAACGACUAUGAGGCAGGCACUCGAUUUUCUGUGCCUUUUGGGGGAUUCUUCAGCUGCAAGUCUGGCAACCCACUCAUGGGAGGUCAUCCUCGCUGCCCGCCGAAAUACAGCCAGCACCUUGCCGCCAUAAGCGACGGGUGUCAGGUGCUCUACUGCGUCCAGUCAGGUAUCUUCACCGGGGGGCAGCUACUGCCCAUCCACCUGCCGCCUUUUACCCGCUCCCCAGUCAUGAACAUGGCGGCCACCAACACCGUGGCGGUCAUGACCGAGGGCGGCAAGGCCUGGGUCCGAAUUGGAGACACAAAGAUGUGGAAACUGGCCAACGCAGACGAGAUCCUAAACUUAUCAGAGCUGCAGAACUCAGAGAUGUCAGGAGGGGAAAAGUUUGGAGUUGCUGUUGGUGUUAUUGCACUGAUUGCCCUGGUAGUUGUAGGUGCGGUUGUCGUCAUGAGGAGGAAGAAGAGGGGAACUAGGCUUCUGAUUGGCAGCGGAUAUGAGGAGAUCAGGGGCAAAGGGCAAACGGAGUCAGAGGGAGAGACCCAGGCUGAGCCGCGGUCAGAGAGUGAGAGUGACAGCCCAACCCAGGUCCUGCUCCCAUAACUCCUCUGGGUAUUAGUCUCAGUGUCGGGGCUCCCCACAAGGUUAAACUAAUGAAAGUUGAGAGAAAAAGGUAUCAUGAUGAAUGAAUGUCAUUUCUUUUCCUUUUAUAUGUCAUUAUACUCAUAUUCUAGUACUUUUGUUAACAAUGCUGCCAUUCAGAAUCUGCCUUUUUAAGCUGCCUGCAUCAAGAUUAAGCUUGACUAAAUUUGUGUGUUAACAUUGGGAGCAUACGCUGUGGAAUAAAUGGUAAUACGAAAACAGGAGGUACAAGCAUUUCAGAUGAAUAGAAUUUAAAUAAUGCAAUGUUUGAUUGUUGUAGGAAUGUAGGGGAGGGUACACCACAAUCAGUGAAAAGCUAACAAAAGAUAAAGAAACAUUUCUU